AUGUCAGACCUAACGCCCACAUUCACCGACCUCCUCCACAAACAGGACAAAUCCCUAUCCCUGCACUCCCGGCCCCUCACCACCAAAACCGCCGAUGAAUUCCUCAAAGAAGCCUACCGGAUCAAUACACACAUCUCCUCACUUCUUGCUCACCUGCACAAAAUUCGCCCAUCCUAUUUAAGCAUCUCAACUCACUCCGCAACCAAUAAACCCAAACACCGCAACUCCCCCUCAACCGCGCACUCCAGCUCCUCCAAGUCCAAGGAGAAAGAACCCCUCCUCUCCCCAGCCGAGCUCGACAACAUAACAAGCUCAACCUCCUCCCUUCUCCACACCCUCUCCACCUCAAUAUCGAACCUGUCCUCCGCCGAAACCCUCCGCCAGGAAACCCACUCCACCCUCCUCGACAAGAAAUACGGCCGGAAGCGCUCAAAGGCAUCGAGUCUUCUCUUCCAAUGGGCGUCAGGCUCUUCGGCCCUCGGCCAGCAACAAGGUCAGGACGAUGCAGGGAAGAAGCCAGAGCAAGUCAACGACGAGCAAACAGAGAAUCUCCUCAAGAGCGUGCGCGAGAGUAUCCUGUGGUUCCUGAGUCGCCGGCUAGAAGGAACCAUCGAGAUGCAGCGCGAUAUGGUCGAGAAACGGAUCGAGCGGGCGAAGGAGCGGGAGAAGAGUGUUUUAUAUAAAGCUGCGACUUCGUCAUCGCCGGUUCUUAAUUCUGGUUCCGGCUUUGGUGGAGGUGCAGCUGCUGGUGGAGGGGGAGUCUCAAUAUCCGCGCCAUCAACAUACCCCGACGCUGCGCUGGAGUUGACAGAGCCCACGGCUAAAGGGACUACGCUCGAUGCAGCCGAGGUCGCAGCCAUUGAAGCCGAGCUCUCGCCAGAACAACUGCAGCUCUUUGCGGAGGAGAAUGACUCCAUGGUGCGGUAUUACGAGGAUACCUUGAGUAAAGUACAAAAUGCCGAGAAAUCGCUUCUCGAAAUCUCAUCCCUGCAGCAAACACUCGUAACGCACCUCUCCACGCAGGAAGAAUACGUCGGGAUGAUGGUCUCCGAUGCAUCAAACACGGAGACGAAUAUCGGAAAGGGGAACAAGGAGCUGAAGCGCGCGAGCGAGAAACGGAGUGCCGCGCAGGCCGUGUUUUGGGGAACGGUCGGGUUGUGUACCUGGCUGGUUGUUUGGGAUUUAGUUUUUUAG
This is a messenger RNA of Aspergillus puulaauensis, 1194 nucleotides long. RefSeq names its product putative SNARE protein (Ufe1). NCBI's taxonomy places the organism in Eukaryota, Fungi, Ascomycota, Eurotiomycetes, Eurotiales, Aspergillaceae. Gene Ontology annotation, cellular component: SNARE complex; endoplasmic reticulum. The transcript is spliced from 3 exons. Bases 1 to 1194 code for a protein of 397 amino acids. Gene Ontology annotation, biological process: retrograde vesicle-mediated transport, Golgi to endoplasmic reticulum. The record is from RefSeq and is a predicted model, not a curated record.